UGAUGAGUUACACCCAUGCAGCUCACCGGUGACUCUUCUACGCCCAUGAAAUCUAGCCCCGAUCACCAGCUUUAUAAAGCCCACUUGGAUACCAGUGUUUGUAAAUCAGUCACAAUGAGUCCUCUCGUGCAGAGCAUCCUCGCCAUGGCAUUCUCCCUUCUGCUGCCCGGGAAAGUCUACUCGGACAGCACGGGGCUUCUGGCCGUGGGCUCAUCACUGAACUCCAGCUCUGUGGCCAUGUUCCAGAACCAAAUGGAUCCUCGCCAGGUCUCGGCCAGAGCCGUUUCAUCGUGUUACACGUGCACCGGAGGAUCGUGCAAGGUUGAGAAAACAUGCACCGAGGUUCCCGACGCCGUGUGCAUCACAGGAUUCAUGGACGCUGUCAACUUGGAGAUGCAGGGCUGCGCAAGUAAGUCAAUCUGCGAAAGCUACAGGAAGGCCUACAGCUGCAUGGAUAAUGCACCCAUCGUGGGCUUCUGCUGCUGCUCGUCCAGAAACUGCAACUCGGACAAAAACACGUGCAUCAGGGAGAUCGCCAACCGGUGCCGCAACGGGGCUGGUGGUCUUGGCGGCGGCAGCAGCUGGACUCUGGCCCUGCCUCUCGUGACACUUUCGGGGUUCCUGCUGCGCUGAUUAGGCUGGGCAAGGGACCUCGACUCCACACCCUCCCCUCCCCACCCAGCCCCUCCCUGCAUAGACGGACACAAUCAUCUCCCGUGGGCUGGUGUAACCAGGAGGUUCCUACCAGUAUAACCGUGGGGCCUGUGUCACCUGCACCUAGGCCCUUAUGACCUCAACGCCCUCUAUACUGUAGUGUGAGUUGGGGGCUCUUGUAAAACACGAUUAUAAUUACAAAAAAAUUCAAAUCUAGGACUACAGACGAUUUCUUAGCGAAAUUGAGUAUUUGAAUAAGUGUUAUGGUGGUCGUAUAACCCCCUGGCCAACAUUGCACAGGGGAGGUCUUCGUUGAGCAGUGUCGAUUGCGAAGGGUUGUAAAUUAUGGUGUCGCCCGUCAUAAUGGGUUCAUAUCACAUCUUUGAUUAACACGGUCGGCUAUGUACGGUGCGAAAGAAGUUCAACGUACGUGCUGUAGCUACUCGAAAUGUUAGAAAUUAUUCGAUUGCAAUGUAUUUUUUAAAAAUCAAACCAUGAGUCUGGAUGAUUGCAAUUCUGCCUGCUUGAGAGAUAAUACAUCUACCAUCUAUUACAAAGCAAAAUGCAAUGGAAUCUGGAAUGUGAAUAUUUGAAUGCAAUUAAAGGUACUAAAUCAAUGCGCCGAUUUCUUUAUAUCAGUGUGUCUUUAACGUAAAAAAAAAAUCCCAGUUAAUGUUACUAACAUAGCGGUGGUGGA
Messenger RNA from Lethenteron reissneri (Far Eastern brook lamprey), 1351 nucleotides. RefSeq lists its product as uncharacterized. NCBI's taxonomy places the organism in Eukaryota, Metazoa, Chordata, Hyperoartia, Petromyzontiformes, Petromyzontidae. The record is from RefSeq and is a predicted model, not a curated record.